This is a messenger RNA of Mobula hypostoma (lesser devil ray), 966 nucleotides long. RefSeq names its product BarH-like homeobox 1a (gene barhl1a). The coding region runs from base 1 to 966 and encodes 321 amino acids. The transcript has 3 exons. Gene Ontology annotation, biological process: regulation of DNA-templated transcription. The record is from RefSeq and is a predicted model, not a curated record. Gene Ontology annotation, molecular function: DNA-binding transcription factor activity, RNA polymerase II-specific; DNA binding. NCBI's taxonomy places the organism in Eukaryota, Metazoa, Chordata, Chondrichthyes, Myliobatiformes, Myliobatidae.
AUGGAAGGCUCCAGCUUUGGGAUUGACUCGAUUUUAUCCCACAGGCCAGUCAGCCCGGUCCUGGCCAAAGGAGAUUCGUUGAUAGGCGACUGCAGGUCACCCUCGGAGAUGAAAGGAGGUCUGAGCCCAGUAUCGGACAUGGGCAGCGAGCAGGACUCUCCUUGCUCGCCCGGGACCGAGUGCGGCGAGACGCCUCCGCCCCUGCCGGGCGCCGCUGGCGGGCUCGAGUCUCAGCCGCAUCCGGGGCAGCUGUGUGCCGUUCCCCAGCCCAGAACUGCCACCUCCUCCUUCCUGAUCAGAGACAUUCUGGGCGAGUGCAAACCUUUGGCGGCCUGUGCCCCGUAUUCCAGCAGCGGUCAGUCUCCUCAGGAAACGGCGCAUAAACAGGGGGAGGAAUUCAGAGACAAACUGGACAAAAGAGAGAAUUCUUCCUCGGACACAGAAUACAAAGUCAAAGAGGAGGCGGAGAGAGAGAUCUCGAGUAGCCGCGAGAGCCCGCCAGUCCGCUUGAAGAAACCCCGGAAGGCCCGCACAGCCUUCACCGAUCACCAACUCGCCCAGUUGGAGAGGAGUUUCGAGCGGCAGAAAUAUCUCAGUGUGCAAGACAGGAUGGAGCUCGCGGCUUCGCUGAACCUGACAGACACCCAGGUCAAAACCUGGUACCAAAACAGAAGGACGAAAUGGAAAAGACAGACAGCGGUGGGGCUGGAACUCUUGGCAGAGGCCGGAAACUAUUCAGCCCUGCAGCGUAUGUUCCCAUCACCUUAUUUCUACCACCCUAACGUCGUUUCCAACCUAGACCCGACUGCCAUGUACAUGUAUCGGGGUCCCGCCGCACCUCACCCCGUCAUCCAGCGACCCAUCGUCCCGCGAGUGCUCAUCCACGGACUGGCAGCGGGGGGCGAGCAACCACCGCCGCUUCCCGGUCUUGCAGGCGUCCUCCCUCGGCCGCCGCAGCCUCGAUGA